This is a messenger RNA of Zootermopsis nevadensis, 1650 nucleotides long. It is a transcript of the gene Amt, whose product is annotated as Ammonium transporter. Gene Ontology annotation, molecular function: ammonium channel activity. Gene Ontology annotation, cellular component: plasma membrane. The record is from RefSeq and is a predicted model, not a curated record. Lineage: Eukaryota; Metazoa; Arthropoda; Insecta; Blattodea; Termopsidae. Gene Ontology annotation, biological process: ammonium transmembrane transport; ammonium homeostasis.
AUGUGCUCUACCUACCCCAUCUGUUCCUUUGUUGCGAACGAUUCCAACAAUGGGUCGGGUGCUACCAACACAAGCAACUAUAAUGUCCCCGGCAUCUUCAAUUUGGAUGUGGGAGACACCAAUUGGGUUAUAACAUCAUCGUUCAUCAUCUUCACAAUGCAGACAGGUUUCGGGAUGCUGGAGUCCGGAUGCGUGUCCAUCAAGAACGAGGUGAACAUCAUGAUGAAGAACGUUGCCGACGUGGUUCUGGGCGGCCUCACGUACUGGAUGUUCGGUUUCGCCCUCAGCUUCGGUAGCGGCCCCUGUACGACGCCGUUCAUGGGGUGUGGAAACUUCUUCGUGGACCCCACAGUUAACGAUCCACUCAUGGGCCCCAUCAACGCCGCCUUCCUGUUCCAGCUCUCGUUUGCCACCACAGCCACUACCAUCGUCUCGGGGGCGAUGGCUGAAAGAUGCAAUUUCAAGGCGUACUGUCUCUUCUCAUUCCUCAACACUGUGGUGUACUGCGUGCCUGCAGGCUGGGCGUGGGGGGAACACGGCUUCCUGAACAGGUUGGGUUACGUCGACAUCGCAGGAUCGGGACCAGUCCACCUUAUUGGUGGAAGUUCUGCACUGGCGUCGGCGAUGAUGCUGGGUCCACGUUUAGGGAGGUACGACAUGGGAAAUGAGCCACUGCCUCUCGGAUCUCCUGUGAACGCCGUCAUGGGUCUGUUUGUCCUCUGGUGGGGAUGGCUCGCCUUUAACUCAGGAAGUACAUACGGAAUCAGUGGAGCCAAGUGGCAUUAUGCAGCCCGCGCAGCUGUUCAGACAAUGAUGGGAUCAUUUGGGGGUGGAUGCAUUGGCCUGGGUUACUCAAUGUUCCUGCGGGAAGGACGCCUUGACAUUAUGGACCUCAUUAACAGUAUCCUAGGCUCACUUGUCUCAAUCACAGCGGGAUGUUUCCUGUACCAAUCAUGGGAGGCGCUUCUGAUCGGUACAGUGGGUGCUAUCGUGGCUUGCGUCUCCAUGCCCCUCAUAGACAAGAUGGGAAUCGAUGACCCUGUCGGAGCAUCAGCCGUACACGGUGCAGCGGCUAUUUGGGGUGUUAUUGCAGUAGGGCUGUUUGCAGACAAUCCAGAACCUCUUGACACCACAAGCGGACGCAGCGGGUUAUUUAAAGGUGGAGGCUGGUACAUGCUCGGUGUGCAGACCUUAGGAGCGUUUUGCCUUUGCACCUGGGGGAUAUUGAGUACCUGCCUGAUUCUCUGGCUAGUGGGCAAGAUCGUGCCAAUUCGGAUGGACCCAUAUGAUGAGCUCAUUGGGGCAGACUUAACAGAGCACCACAUCCGACAUGGUCAGGUUGGAGUGAGUCGUGCCAUAUCAGCACUGCGGCCAUUUUAUCACGCCACUGCUGAUAUAGAAGAUAUCAAGAAUGUAGGAAGUAAUCCAGGGCACGAGACAUACCUCAACCAGAACUACGGCUCCCAUCCGGGAAACAAAGACGUUCCACUAUCAAAAACAGCGAGCAUUAAAAAAUCUAAAAAAGAACAAAAGAAGAAUGGGAAGAAAAACAAUAAAGUGAACGUUAAGAACAACAUAGACGACCCACUCGCAACACUGGAAGCAAUGAUGAAAACUGAAGAGAUUCCUAAAUUUGCAUGGUUGGACUGA